CACCGGAAGUAGCAGGGUAACAGACUGCACGUGUGUGCGCUUUAUUUGAAGGUUAUAGACAAACACCUGGGAGAAACCUCGUCGUUUUUCAGCGUAGAAGGUCCCCGCGACAUUGUGUUUGUAGUUGAAGAGCACCUGGACUGCAACACUGCCAUGGAUCCCAUGAAAGCGCAGCAGCUAGCAGCAGAGCUGGAGGUGGAGAUGAUGGCUGAUAUGUACAACCGCAUGACCAAUGCCUGCCACAGGAAGUGUGUUCCCCCACUUUACAAAGAGGCGGAUCUGACCAAGGGCGAGUGUGUGUGCUUGGACCGCUGCGUGGCCAAGUACCUGGACCUCCACGAGAGGCUGGGCCGCAAGCUGACAGAGCUCUCCGUCCAGGACGAGGAAAUGAUGAGGAAAGCGGCUGUGGGCAGCGGCUAAAGACAAGACUGGAAUGGGAUGGGGAAUAGUAGCAAGUGUGGUUUCCUACAAGUUAGUUGAAGGUGAUGCUGGAGAAGGUUGUAGGCUGCACUUGCACAUGCAAGGAGACCUUCCAAACCCAUCAGAAAGUGGACUCAUAUUAAACUUGACCCGAUCCUGUGGGGGAGGAGGGAGCACGGGACGUGUCCUCGUUUCAUUUGACUUUCAGAGGACUUGAAAUGUGAAACAUUGCCUGGUUUUGAAAGCCAAAUGAGGAAUGAUUAGUUUGAGACAUAUAACCGACUGUUGGGAGUAACAUACGUGGGAAUCGAAUGAAAUACUGUUUCAAACGUUACAGCGCCGUUACCUUUACAGACAGUGAAAUGUGGCGGCUUAUUAUUGAGUCUAACGGUCUAUUUUUUUUUUUUUUUUUUUU
Molecule: messenger RNA, 835 nt
Organism: Dunckerocampus dactyliophorus (ringed pipefish)
Lineage: Eukaryota; Metazoa; Chordata; Actinopteri; Syngnathiformes; Syngnathidae
Gene: timm10
Product: translocase of inner mitochondrial membrane 10 homolog (yeast)
Exons: 2
Coding region: 154-420 (88 amino acids)
Biological process (GO): protein insertion into mitochondrial inner membrane
Cellular component (GO): mitochondrial inner membrane
Source: RefSeq, a predicted model, not a curated record